AUGGUGAUGGCGCAUACCCGGCGCGCCUCGCCCCAACUUGCCAGGGCACCCCCCGGCCGGGGGCGCAGAGCCCGCGGGCGGCGAGCUCAGGACCUGAGCGCGCGGCCGGCCGGGCUCGCGGGGGGCGUGGAGGAGGGCGCGGCGGAGCUGGGUGGGCGGCUGGCGGCGCGGGCCCGGAGGCCGGGCGGCCGCGCGGGGCGAGCUGGAGGGGAAAUGCCGGCCGGCGCACGACGGCCGCGGCCCGGGACUGCGCCCCGGCCCCGCACGCCUGGAAAAUGGGGACGCUGCUCUCGGCGAUCCCGACUAGCGCGUCUGGGCAGGUCCCGGGCCCCGGCCGGCGCGCUUCCUCCUCCGCGCCUGAAAUAUGUGUUUUAUGGAAGAACAUUAAGAAUACUUUUAGUUGGACCACCAGGGACAGGAAAGAUGCUUCUUGCUCGAGCUGUGGCUGGAGAAGCUGAUGGUCCUUUUUAUUAUUCUUCUGGAUCAGAAUUUGAUGAAAUGUUUGUGAGUGUGGGAGCCAGCCGGGAAGCAAAAGCAAAUGCUCCCUGUGUUAUAUUUAUUGAUGAAUUAGAUUCUGUCGGUGGGAAGCGAAUUGAGUCUCCAAUGCAUCCAUAUUCAAGGCAGACUAUAAAUCAGCUUCUUGCUGAAAUGAAUGGAAAAACUGUGGAUCCAGAAAUUGUAGCUCGAGGUACUGUUGGCUUUUCUGCAGAGUUGGAGAAUCUUGUGAACCAGUCUGCAUUAAAGGCAGCUCUUGAUGGAAAAGAAAUGGUUAUCAUGAAGGAACUAGAGUUUUCCAAAGAUAAAAUUCCAAUGGGGCAUGAACGUAGAAGCAUGGAGAUUGACAAUAAAAACAAAACCAUCACAGCAUAUCAUGAAUCCGGUCAUGCUAUUAUUGCAUAUUACACUAAGGACGCAAUGCCUAUCAACAAAGCUACAAUCAUGCCAAGAGGGCCAACACCUGGACAUGUGUCCCUCUUGCCUGAGAAUGACAGACAGAAUGAAACUAGAGCUCAGCUGCUUGUGCAGAUGGAUGUUAGUAUGGGAAGAAGGGGGGCUGAGGAGCUUAUAUUUGGAACUGACUAUCACAACAGGUUGGCUGUAAAGAAUGGUGCUUCCAGUGAUUUUGAUAAUGCAGCCAAAAUUGCAAAGCGGAUGGUUACCAAAAUUUGGAAUGAGCAAAAGCUUGGAGUUAUGACCUACAGUGAUACUGGGAAACUGAGUCCAGAAACUCAAUCUGCUAUUGAACAAGAAAUUAGAAUCCUUCUAAGGAUUUAUAGCCCCGGAGCGGCGAGCAGAGUGGAGGCCCCGCCGCCCCGCCGCCCCGCCACCCCCGAGCAGCGAGCUCAGCAUAGGCACCGUGGCCCCGCCCUCGCGCCACCCCGGAGCGGCGAGCCCAGCGGAGGCCCCGCCGCCCCGCGGACCCGGCGCCCUGCCACCCCUCUGCCCGGGAGCGGGGAGCCCAGCGGAGGCCCUGCCACACUGAGAUCUGAGAGGCUUGGGCCUCGCACAUGCGCGUUGGGCACCUUUAGUCACUGCCCUUUAUGCGCAGGCGCAGCCACGCCGGAUUCAGAGGUGCGCAUGCGCAUUUGUGCUUGGCGUCCUAGUUACCGUUGUUAG
Messenger RNA from Mustela lutreola (European mink), 1617 nucleotides. RefSeq names its product ATP-dependent zinc metalloprotease YME1L1-like. Gene Ontology annotation, cellular component: mitochondrial inner membrane. Gene Ontology annotation, biological process: mitochondrion organization; protein quality control for misfolded or incompletely synthesized proteins. The record is from RefSeq and is a predicted model, not a curated record. NCBI's taxonomy places the organism in Eukaryota, Metazoa, Chordata, Mammalia, Carnivora, Mustelidae. Gene Ontology annotation, molecular function: metalloendopeptidase activity; ATP binding; ATP hydrolysis activity.